AUCUGUAGCACUUUCGUCUAAACCACAUCGGACUGAAAGUUCUAUAAUAAAACUCCAAAUAAUACCAGCAUCAUUUUUGGGCAAAAUACAUAAUUUAUAUUUCCAGUUCCUAUUUCUGUGAAGCAAAGCACUAAAAAAAUUACCUCACAAUGUGUGGAUAUGGUUGCGGUGGCUACGGAUGCGGUCCCUGGGAUUCCUGUGCUCCAUGCAGCGCCGGCUGUGGACCCUGGAGUGUCUGCGGAGGCUGCGGACCCUCUGGAGGUUGUGGAUGUGGACCAUGCGGCGGCUGUGGGCCCCUGGGGUGUGGUCCGUCUGGUCCAGCCUGUUGGCCCUUUGGCUUAUAUACGUGCUAAGCUUUGGAAAGAAAUUAGGAGGAGCAAACGCUACGCCCGACACUUUUCGAAACAAGAUCGGAAUAGACGCCUAUUUGUGUCUUGGGUUACAGGCUGUGCUCCGCGGAAAGGCAGCGAACCAACCAACCAGCAAGAUAUAUGCUACCCCAUUAACAUACACAAUUUCUGUAAUGGCGUUAAAUUCUGAACAAUAAAAUUUUUACCUGUCAA
Molecule: messenger RNA, 563 nt
Organism: Drosophila novamexicana
Lineage: Eukaryota; Metazoa; Arthropoda; Insecta; Diptera; Drosophilidae
Exons: 3
Coding region: 160-540 (126 amino acids)
Source: RefSeq, a predicted model, not a curated record